This is a messenger RNA of Naegleria gruberi, 843 nucleotides long. RefSeq lists its product as uncharacterized. NCBI's taxonomy places the organism in Eukaryota, Heterolobosea, Eutetramitea, Acrasida, Naegleriidae. The coding region runs from base 1 to 843 and encodes 280 amino acids. Gene Ontology annotation, molecular function: GTPase activator activity; small GTPase binding. The transcript has a single exon. Gene Ontology annotation, biological process: nucleocytoplasmic transport; activation of GTPase activity. Gene Ontology annotation, cellular component: perinuclear region of cytoplasm; nucleus; cytosol. The record is from RefSeq and is a predicted model, not a curated record.
AUGAAACAAUUAACAUUACUUGAUAUAGGUUACAAUCAAAUUGGUGUAGAAGGAGCCAAAUUGAUAAGUGAAAUGAAACAAUUAACAUUACUUAAUAUUGGAACCAAUGAAAUUGGUGAUGAGGGAGCCAUAAUGAUAAGUGAAAUGAAACAAUUAACAUUUCUUGAUAUUGGUGGCAAUCAAAUUAGUGAUGAAGGAGCCAGGUCAAUAAGUAAAAUGAGGCAAUUAACAUUUCUUGAUAUUUAUGGCAAUGGAAUUGGUGAUAAAGGAGCCAAAUCAAUAAGUGAAAUGCAACAAUUAACAUUACUUAAUAUUGGUGGCAAUCAAAUUGGUGAUGAAGGAGCCAAAUUGAUAAGUCAAAUGAAACAAUUAACAUUUCUUGAUAUUUAUUGCAAUGAAAUUGAUGUAGAAGGAGCCAAAUGCAUAAGUGAAAUGCAACAAUUAACAUCACUUAAUAUUGGUAGCAAUGAAAUUGGUGUAGAAGGAGUCAAGUUCUUAAGUGAAAUGCAACAAUUAACAUCACUUAAUAUUGGUGAAAAUCUAAUUGGUGAUGAAGGAGCCAAAUUGAUAAGUCAAAUGAAACAAUUAACAUUUCUUGAUAUUUAUUGCAAUGAAAUUGGUGUAGAAGGAGCCAAAUCAAUUAGCGAAAUGCAACAAUUAACAUCACUUAAUAUUGGUGAAAAUGGAAUUGGUGAUGAAGGAGCCAAAUUGAUAAGUGAAAUGAAACAAUUAACAUUUCUUGAUAUUUAUUGCAAUGAAAUUGGUGUUGAGGGAGCCAAAUACAUAAGUGAAAUGAAACAAUUAACAUCACUUAAUAUAUCUAACAAUCAAAUUGGUGUAUGA